CCGCGCAGCCUCUGGGGGCGGGCGCCGGGCCGCUCACCAAUGCCAGCCCCGCGGGGGCGGAGCGGCGGCGCCCGGCUCGCGGCGGCUGGGCUUCGCUGCGUGCGUCGGCUCCCGGGUGGCUGCCAGGCUGGGCUGGGGGGGACCCGCGCCCGCUCAGAGCCGAGGGGAUGGAGCCCGUGAGCCUUGGUAGCUGCAUCCUUGAGCAGGACGCCGCCUGCCGCUCCCAGGCUUGGAGGACAUGCAACAGCACCUGCCUUGGGGAGAGCUGGAGUCUUGCAUGGUUGAUGUUAGCAGCACUCCCUGGGUGACCGUUUAGCCUGAGUCGAGCAAUGCUCCCUUCUCUCCACGCUGUAGAGAGUGCUGCCUUCGCCGGACUUGUUCACCCAAAUGUUUCAGAUGAUAUCUGGCUCGGCAUAAAUUGUCACGAUGGCUGACAAUAAAACAAAGUCCACUAAACCUGCAAACAAGACCCCUCCAAAGUCUCCUGCAGAUCCAGCAAAAGAGAGAGCAGCCAAAAGGCUAUCUUGUGAGUCCAACAGUUCCCACGAAGGGGCUAUGGCAGCAGAGCUUAGUGCUCUAGAAGAGGCUUUUAGAAAAUUUGCCAUCCACGGAGAUACCAGAGCCACAGGAAAAGAAAUGCAUGGGAAGAACUGGUCAAAAUUAUGUAAGGACUGUCAUGUGAUAGAUGGGAAGAAUGUGACAAUCACAGAUGUUGACAUUGUCUUCAGUAAAAUCAAGGGGAAAUCAUCUAGGACGAUUACUUUUGAUCAAUUUAAAGAAGCUCUUCAAGAACUCUCCAAGAAACGAUUUAAAGACCAGAGCAAUGAGGAAGCAGUUCAAGAAAUACAUAAACUAAUAGAAGGAAAAGCCCCGAUCAUAUCUGGAGUAACGAAAACCAUUUCAUCUCCAACUGUAUCACGACUUACAGACACGACAAAAUUCACUGGGUCCCACAAAGAGAGGUUUGAUCCAAGUGGGAAAGGAAGAGGCAAAGCAGGACGAGAAGACCUGGUUGACGCGUCGGGCUAUGUGCCUGGGUACAAGCACGCAGGCACAUAUGAUCAUAAAGUACAAGGAAACAAGUAAGCCUGGGGGGCUUAAAAAGAGAGAGAAUAUACCUGUAAGAAUGAUGUAGAUGAAUCCCACAUGUUUCAGUUAUUGUGAAUGUGAAGACUAUGUUGGCGAGAAGUGUUUUCAGGAACUGGAACUGAUUUCAACAUCUGCUGAGAUACUUGCAAGCAUAGCAACACUUCAUUACAUUCCUCAUGAUUACAUUGGCAAAAAUAUCAAAUACAAAGUUGUUGAGCUUUAGACAAGAAACCAAAUGCAAGGGCUGUUCUACCACACUUUGUCAAUACUGGUAAAAGAUCUCAAACAUUCCUAAAUGUCCAGUUCUUUCUUGGGUAUAGAAGAAAACCGCUCUCCAGAUAGUUGAAAAAAGGGUCAUUGUAAAUUUUCCUGUGAUAGCAGGCAGCCUUUCCAAAGAGCACCCCAAUAUUUAUAUAGUUUGAUUUGAAUACUUAUUUAUUUGAAAGAUGUCUUAAAGAGGAUCCAGCUCUGCCCUCAAAGACAAAAAUUCAGUAUUGUACUAGUGGGAAAUAAAUGGUUGUAAUAUAACAGGUUGCUAUCCUGAAAAGAAAUAGAUUUUCCUAGACCAUUGAUGAACAGCAAAAGACUUAUUCCUCUUUGCGGAGACUAUUUAGGUUCCAUGUAUUUGUCAGCAGAAAGAUGUGGAAGAUACUAGCCCUCGUCUCUUUACCCCCCAAAGCCCAGGACUUCUCAAAACCAAUACUGUACUUUCUGCAAGUUACCGCAUGUAUUGGUAGCAUGGUUCUAACUGAAACCACAGGACAUAAAAGGCGCUAAUGUACUAACAUGAUAUAUAGAGGAACUAGAUAUAUUGCUAAGGAAGUCAUGAUGGAAAUAUUAAUCUUGAUUGCAAUCUGGUUUUUGGUUUGCACAGGGAAAGUGAAGGGGGCAUUAAGAUGAUGAUUAUAUGUUUUAAACUUUAAGUGUGAACUAAACACCACUGAUCAGAGUUUCAUUGAGCUAGGCACGUAUUCUCAUGCACGUGUACACACAUACACAGGCACAUGCUCCUUUUUAAGUUGUGACUGAGUUAAGGAAGGUCUGUGACAGCUCUGCAAUACAGACUUUCAAGUAAGGACAACUAAAUUAUCACCAAAAAUAGCAAUUUGUUAGUCCUUUAUUUUACAAUGAGAUGCGUCUCACCCCCUCUAAAGAUAUAUUACUAAAGUUAGCUAAAUGAUUUGUUAAGUGUUCUAUGUUUGAAGCUAGGGGCUCUUUUCUCCUCUUAUUUGGACUGUCCAGUGUAAGUCAGGAAUAAUUCCUUGAAGGCAAUCAAUUUCCACUGGUUUAGAGCUGCUGUAAGAGGAGAAUCAGGACCACUGUCUUAAUGCUCUAACAAACUGGCCACUAAGUAUCCCAUAUAUGGCCACCAUGACAAGUGGUAUUAAUUGAUAAAUCACUGAAAAAUCUCACCCAUUUGAUAUUGCUUAAAAAGUAAGGAGAAAUAUCCAUACAG
Dermochelys coriacea (leatherback sea turtle) is the source of this 2545-nucleotide messenger RNA. RefSeq names its product tubulin polymerization promoting protein (gene TPPP). Gene Ontology annotation, cellular component: microtubule. Gene Ontology annotation, biological process: microtubule bundle formation; positive regulation of protein polymerization; microtubule polymerization. The transcript has 5 exons. The record is from RefSeq and is a predicted model, not a curated record. The coding region runs from base 427 to 1086 and encodes 219 amino acids. Gene Ontology annotation, molecular function: electron transfer activity; tubulin binding; heme binding. NCBI's taxonomy places the organism in Eukaryota, Metazoa, Chordata, Testudines, Dermochelyidae.